GUUUAAUCUCUCACUGGCGGGACAAGUAGAAAUGGCAUGAUAACAUUUUAGAAGUUUUUAUCACCAAAGGGCAAUGGUAGCUCCUGAUCAUAACAAGUAGGGAUUUCAGAAUGACAAGGAGUUUAUAUUGCUUUAUCAUAUGUGUAUAUGGUUCAAAGAUUGUCUUGGGUUCUACCCAGAACACGCAAAAUGAAUUUAAACAAACACGAGUGGUAAUCACAACACUAGGAGAAGUAGAAGGCACUGUACAUUACGCUAUAGAUAACAGUAAACCUGUAUAUGCAUUCUACAGUAUACCAUAUGCAGAGCCACCUAUAGGGAGCAACAGGUUUCAACCACCGAUACCAGCUAAACCAUGGACUGGUAUAAGAGAUGCCACUAAAAUACGUCAUUUCUGUAUACAAGACUAUGAGGUGGCCAAUGCAGGAUGUUCACUGUUAAAACCUCUUCCACUGAAUCAACCAGAUGACACAAAGUUUUACUCAGAAGAUUGUCUAGAGCUAGAUGUCUAUACUCCUGAUAUCAAUGCUAAACUUCCAGUUAUGUUCUGGAUACAUGGUGGGGGAUUUAAUGUUGCUUCUGGCCAUCUUUACAAUGGAACCUCAUUGAGUGCAUUUAGGAAUGUAGUUAUUGUUUCUAUCAACUAUAGGCUUGCACAUCUAGGAUUCUUGAGUACAGGAGACAAACAUAUGCCCGGCAACAUGGGACUCAAAGAUCAAGUUGAGGCACUCAAAUGGGUGAAACAAAAUAUUUAUGCAUUUGGUGGAGAACCCAAUACUGUGACCAUAUUUGGAGACAGCGCAGGUUCAUGGAGUACAUCUGCACAUCUUGUGUCACCAAUGAGUAAAGGUCUCUUCAAGUAUGCUAUACUACAGAGUGGAUCUAUACUCACUGAUAUAGUCGUGAAUGAGAAACCAGAAGAUACUUUUGAUGAGGCAGCGGGAUUUUUAGGUUGUGCAAAUGGUACUAAAUCAGACAUAACAAACUGUGUGAAACAAUCUUCUGUUGAAGAUAUUCACAAACUUGUUAUAAAGACUGCUGGCUUUACAAAAAAUGACUGGGUGACAGUUGAUGGAGAAUUCUUUCCUAAACAUCCUAAAUAUCUCUAUGAGGAGGCAGAUUUCAGUGAUACUGUUGUAAUGAUUGGAACUACAGAACAUGAAAUGUACAUGUACCUCGCAUUUUGGUCUCAUGAUGGAAACUACAAUUAUGACACAUUUCUUGAAGAAAUAAAAUAUCCAACUGAAGUAUUUUAUCAAAAGGAUACAGUGACUGUUGAAAAUCUAAAUAAAAUUGCAAAGUUCUAUUUCGAAACUGAUACAACAGCAACGGAUGAGAAAACCUACAGAGAUAAAGCCCUUGAGAUUACAACUGACUUUACAAUGGAGUUCCCUGUGCUUAAUUUGACAAAUACUAUUGUAGAGCGAGGUGGGAAAGCUUUCCUCUAUAUAUUUUCCCACUCUCCUAGCUAUAUGAGGCUCAGUAGGUCGAGGGAGGCAGCCGCACAUCUUGAUGAGCUUUUCUUAUUGUUUGGCUAUGGUUUCAUUAAUCCAAACAAAUAUAAUGAAAGGAUUACAUACUCAGAAGAAGAGGAAACAUUUGCACAUAUUCUGAUGAAAUAUUGGACCAACUUCGCAAAAACUGGAGAUCCUAACAGUGCAGAUUUGCCACUCUGGCCACAAUUCAACUUAGAGAGUGAAGAAUAUGCUGUGCUUCAACCCCAGCCAUAUGUGAGACAACUAUUCAGGAAGGAAAAGUUUCAAUUUUGGAAAACAUUCAUGCAAGACAUUGAAAAUAAGAGGCAUGUGAUUAAAGUAAAAAGAGACGAACUAUAAUUCAUGCAAUUCAUUUAGUAGAAAUGGGCGAAUUCAGG
Owenia fusiformis is the source of this 1873-nucleotide messenger RNA. The record is from the annotation of a GenBank genome assembly. NCBI's taxonomy places the organism in Eukaryota, Metazoa, Annelida, Polychaeta, Sabellida, Oweniidae.